Messenger RNA from Rhopalosiphum padi (bird cherry-oat aphid), 3821 nucleotides. RefSeq names its product DNA repair and recombination protein RAD54-like (gene okr). Gene Ontology annotation, biological process: double-strand break repair via synthesis-dependent strand annealing; reciprocal meiotic recombination. The record is from RefSeq and is a predicted model, not a curated record. The transcript is spliced from 15 exons. Bases 1295 to 3550 code for a protein of 751 amino acids. NCBI's taxonomy places the organism in Eukaryota, Metazoa, Arthropoda, Insecta, Hemiptera, Aphididae. Gene Ontology annotation, cellular component: nucleus. Gene Ontology annotation, molecular function: ATP-dependent chromatin remodeler activity; DNA translocase activity; ATP binding.
UAAAUUUGUCUCUGACUUUCGAGGAAUUUGACAAAUAGGUAAAAUUAUUAUAAAUUAUAAUUAUAAUUAUUAUUAUGUUCUCUUCUUCAAGAUACUUAUAAGUCAUUGUUAGACACAUUUGAUAUGAAUAGACUUGCAGUCAGGCGGGAAUAUAAGUGAUUAGCCCUUUACAAAUUAAUCAACAAUUAUAUAGUCAGUUCUGAAAUACUAAAUUAUUUGAAUUUCUAUGUUCUUCAAUGUAAAACUACCUACCCAGGUCUAAUAAUACCACAGAAUAAUAUACAUAUAUAUAUAUUAUGCAUGGUACAACCACAGACUAUAUGAAAUAGUCAUCAUAUAUAUAGAUUUAUUAUAUAUAUAAAUUAGGUACAACAGAGAACAGCAUGAGUCCGUGGCCCGCGGUUAACAGGGCAGUAAUGCAGACUUGGCAACUUGCAGUAUCAUUUGCCCACCUUUUUUUGUCAUUAUCUUAGAUAAUAUCUGUACCCGGCAACGAUUGUCACUACGAUUUAAGUGAAGAUCUUAGAUCAUAUAGUAUAUGUUCUAAGGUGAAGAUAUAAUAAAUAGUAUAAUACUAUAAUACAUUAAUACUUUUAAUUGUAGGUAUCGCAUACUAUUUUUUUACAGCAUAUACUCAAUACUGCUACAGAAUCAUAGGCUUAUAAUAUUGUCUAUUAAAUUAUUUUAAUUAUUUAUUUAUUAAAUUUCAUCUAUUCUGUGCUUAGAUCAUAUUAUAUGAUCAUAUUAUAUGAUCUAAGAUUCUGUGGACCUGUAGUGAAUAGUGAUACCACAGAAUAUAACAAUACUGAUACUGCCCCAUAGAGUAAUACUGCCCACAGGUAUAUUCCAUAGACAUAAUAGAUUAUGUCUAUGGUAUAUUCAUAUUCUGCUUUAUUAUCUAUGACUUUAGCGCGGGAAAAUAUAAAAUUUAUCAUUGUGGCGAUUUGAUGAUAAAUAUGUAAUAUCAGACCAUUAUAAAGGGUAUAAUCUCGAUUUCGAGUUUUGUAUGUACUAUAAUAUAUUUUAAUUAUUGAAAUUAAGUUGCUAUAACUAUUUUUUGUUUCAAAACAUAUUAGAAUACAUUUUCACCACAAACUAAAUGGGCACUAUGCAAUUAGUCUAGAUCAAGUUGUUUGAAUUUUGAAUGUCACUUUUCAUUGAACAAUGCCCCAUGAUAUUAAUAACUGAUUUACAUAUUCGUUGAUAUGGUACACAAUUUAAUAUAUAUUAUUUAUAUUGCCUUGAAAUUAAAUUUUGAUUUUGCAUAAUUCAAUAACUACACUAAUCAGUAAUCAUGCGUCGAAGUUUAGCUCCAAGCCAAGUCAAUAAACGACCUUUAAGUGAUUCAAAUCAAUCUAAAAGAGCUUGCGUGAAAUAUAAUGACCAAUCACAAAAAAUUGAACAAAAUUCAAAAGUAGAUGAUAAAUCUACUAUAGCACUUUCUAUAUAUGAACAAAAUAUAAGGAAUAUACUUUCAAAGCCGUUUAAAGUACCGAUAGCAAAUUGGAGUGGUAGCAGUUUAAGUAGAGCUUUAGGUGUUCGUCGUGAUGGCUUACGUCGACCUUUACAUGACCCUACUGCUCCAGAUGCUCUUAUUUUAUAUAUUCCUCCACAAAUUAGUGCUCAUGAUAUUUUAAAAAUGGAUAAAGAUAAAAUAUUAGUUCAUGUUGUUGUUGAUCCAGAAUUAUCAAAAAUACUAAGGCCCCAUCAAAGAGAAGGUGUUAAAUUUAUGUAUGAAUGUGUCACUGGGGUACGGAUAGAAGGUGCAUAUGGAUGCAUCAUGGCGGAUGAAAUGGGAUUGGGAAAAACUUUGCAAUGCAUAACCUUAAUGUGGACACUUUUGAAACAAGGACCAGAAGCUUCACCAACUAUUCACAAAGCUAUUAUAGUUACACCUAGUUCCUUAGUAAAGAACUGGUGUAAUGAAAUAAAAAAAUGGCUUGGUGGUCGUAUUGGAGCUUUACCUGUAGAUGGAGGUGGCAAAGAACAAGUGGACAAAGUAAUUACUGGGUUUGUUCAAGCUAGAGGACGCAGAACUGUUGAUCCAAUUUUAGUUAUAUCAUAUGAAACUUUUCGUAGUCAUGCUAGUCUAUUACAAAAUGCAGCAGAUAUAGGUCUUGUGUUAUGUGAUGAGGGACAUAGAUUAAAAAAUUGUGAAAAUCAAACUUAUCGUUCAUUAAUGGCUUUAAAAGCAAAACGACGAGUUCUAUUGUCAGGCACACCAAUCCAAAAUGAUCUACUAGAAUAUUUUAGUCUUGUUCAUUUUGUUAAUGAAGGCAUCCUAGGGACUGCUCAAGAAUUUCGUCGUCAAUAUGAAACACCUAUUGUACGGGGUCAAGAUUCCUGUGCUACUGAUGCUGAGCGACAAAAAGCAACAGAACGUUUAGAACAAUUAAUUUCAUUAGUAAAUAGGUGUCUAAUUAGACGUACAUCAGCAUUACUAUCCAAAUAUUUACCAGUUAAAACUGAACAUGUUGUUUGCAUAAAAUUAACACCAUUACAAAUUGAUUUAUACCUUCAUCUUCUUAAGUCUGAUAUGGUUACAAAAUCAAUUAAAAGUAACGAUGGGAAAGUUACUAGCAAUGCAUUAGCUGCUAUUACAUUACUUAAGAAGUUAUGUGCUCAUCCAGAUCUUAUAAUAGAUAAAAUAAUGAAUGGUACUGAUGGAUUUGAAAAUUCAAAACAAUUACUACCUCCAUCAUACAUUGCAGCUCAAUCCAAAAAAAAACUCAUGAUUGAAUUAUCAUCUAAAUUAAUGGUCCUUGACACCAUGUUAGCUGUUAUAAGAACUACCACCACUGAUCGUGUAGUAUUAAUUUCUAAUUAUACUCAAACAUUAGAGUUAUUUGAAAGACUAGCAAAAUUAAGAAACUAUACAUUUGUAAGAUUAGAUGGAUCCAUGACUGCUAAGAAAAGAGCGAAAGCUGUAGAUGAUAUUAACAACCCUACUAGUGGUGUAUUUUUGUUUAUGUUGAGUUCAAAAGCUGGAGGUUGUGGAUUGAAUUUAAUUGGUGCGAACAGGUUAGUAAUGUUUGAUCCAGAUUGGAAUCCUGCCAAUGAUGAUCAAGCAAUGGCUAGAGUAUGGAGAGAUGGCCAAAAAAAACCUUGUUUUGUUUAUCGAUUUUUAGCUACUGGAAGUAUUGAAGAAAAAAUGAUGCAAAGACAGGCACACAAAAAAGCCUUAAGUUCUAGUGUGGUUGACUGUGAAGAAGAUGUUGCAAGACAUUUUACUGCUUCAGAAUUACGUACAUUAUUUAAUCUUCGGCAAGACACUAUUAGUGAUACACAUGACAAAAUAAAAUGCACCCGCUGCAUUAAUAAUAUCCAAACAAAACUACCUCCAGUAGAUAGUGAUUGUACAAAUGAUCUUUCUUGUUGGCAUCAUUGUGCAGACAAAAGAUGGCUUGUAGAUCCAGUAUUGAAACAAUGUUGGCAUGCUGGCAUUAGUAUGGUGUUUUAUCAAAAUUCUACAAUUCAUAAAGAGAAACCAAUUGUUGAAGAGGAUAAUGAUGUAGUUGACAAAAAGGAAGAAGAAAAUAAUAUAACUUAAAAUAUAAUAUCCUAAUAAAUGUACUACAUACUUAUAUUACAUUAUUUUUGUUAAUUAUUAAAUGUGUUUAAGUUCUGUUAGACGUAAUAAAUAAUAACUAAUGAUAUAGGUUCAUUAUAAUAAUUAAAUUCUUUAUAUCUAUAUCCUAUUUAUAAACACUGUUUAAAAUGUCAUACACUACUUGAUUUUGUAUAUAGUAUAUGUUAUGUUAUUAGUCAAAAUAAUUCUGUAUGAUAAAUUAAUAAAUUAAAUGGUAUAAAUGUAUUAUUUA